AUGAACACUACACCAAAGCCCUUGUUUUCGCUGAAGGAAAUAACACAACAACCUGAAAUAUUGGUAUCGUUCGCAAAGCCCGGGUCUCCCGUAAAGUCGUUCGACGGGCUCUGCGGAAACCACAUUGGAGAGGUGUUAGUUACUUCGCCUAACAUGAACGUCCUUUAUACACCCCCGCUGAACGAAUGUCGUGUUCGCAUGAGAAAACAUAGACACUUUGGCUACGAUGAUCCCCUGUUCUUCCCUCAGCCUUUCUCUCGACCAGCUGCACAUCUUGCAGUGAUUCGCGUACCACAACCACAUACAACGCAUCCCUUCUCCGUCGCUUGGAUGGUCCCUGAUGAAAGCCAUUUUGUCGCGAGUGAUGACACAUUCUGUGCUGGGUUCGGAGUCCUCCAGAACCACAUUCGCUCGAAGCUGGUUGAUUUGAGCAAGUCCGUAAUCGAUAGCCUUCCGGAGAAUCGCAUGGAAGAUAGUUAUAUGCGACCAGGCCUUGAACAGCUUCGCAGGCUUCUGGAUCGACUGGAACUGGCUGCGCCCAAAGAUGAGGUUUUCCUCCGUUUUAGCUGCACUCAGCGUCAUAUUCUGGAACUGGAUGCACGUGGCCGAUGGGUUUCGGGGUUCCGAGAUAAGUUUGGGGCAGCUGCGCGUCACCGUGUGGAUAAAAUGGAUCUCGCAGGCGAGAAAAUCAUGGGCGCCUUUACAGACGACUUGGACGACCUAGAAAGCCUCUUCCAGAGUAAUAUACCAGUUUGGUUCGUUCGCCGUUUAACUCGUGCUGGAGAAGCUCGAAUCGAUAAGUUGGGAAAUUUCAUCUAUCCCUUCCCGGACGGCACAAUUCGAUUGCACAGCGACUUCGUUAUCGAUCUUUCCGACGCAACGCCAUCACAUCGAGUGGUUUUUACAGGUCUAGCCCGAAAUCCCGAACGAUACAUUGCGAUGGCUAACUAUAUUGCCUCCCUUUUUGAGUAUCCUUCAGUUUUAGGGACUACACAACCUCGGAGCUCGACUUCGCUGCAGAAAGCAGCCUUGCCUCUCACUCCGGGCAUGCCCAUCAGGCAUCCGUCACAAGCCUCUAAAGCUCGAUCAACACCCUACCCGAAAGGCAAAGGUGGCAGAGCAAAGCAGCCCAACACGGCCAACAACUCCUUCCUCACUCCUUCCAGUCCUCUUAUGCCAUCGUCAAUCGAAGCCUGGAAGGUCUCUUUGGAGGAUAUGUCCGGGCACAACCAAUCUCUCCCUGCGCCUGAUGGUGUAAGUCGAGGUUACGCUCUUCCACCCCCAGACAUGUUCAUUACAACCGGUAAUGAACUAACGGUCAUCAUCCUCUUUCGCAACUGGCUCAAGCUCAGGAAGAUCUUUGUCUAUCGCCUCUCGUCGAGCGGAGACCGUUUUUCUAAGAAGCAAUGGAGGCAGAUGCUCACCUUGGAUGAGGGUAAGGAAAUACGGGCCGAUACUCGCACAGGACAACAAAAACUUGAAACACAGAAGCUAUUACAGGAGAUAAUGGGCAAGUGUGUGUUCGAGAUCAAGAAUUUUGCAUCGGCUCUGGUUAAAUGGAGAAAUCACGCACUGGAUGGAACUAAGAUGCCUCCUAAAGAGGUUGCGAGGGAGAUCCUCUGGGAACUUUACGAGCUGAAUUUCCGUCAAGAUUUGGUUGCUUUGGACGACCAAUUGGAUGAGAGCGGGAUGUCAAGAACGGACAGGUGCGCUGUGGUUGAGGCUUGCUGGAUUGGAAUGAGAGAUCAUGCCGACCUCGCUAAAGCCAAUGACGGAUUUGGCUCCUUAGAACCACAGAGACGCAUGAAGGUGCUCAAGGGGCUACAUCGACUGAUGACUACAUGGCAAGGAGCGAAACCCGCCGUCCUUUUGAGUCGAUUUCCAGAGGACUCUGACAGUCAUAACUUGAAAACUCAGCUAGAUCGAAUUGAGCGGGACCUCGCAUAUCAUUAUAGUAGAUCUUUUCUUGAAGUGUUUGGUCGUGCAGCGUCAAUUCCUUACAGAUUACCUAGAGCCAGGGUAUUUUCAUAA
Marasmius oreades (fairy-ring Marasmius) is the source of this 2031-nucleotide messenger RNA. RefSeq lists its product as uncharacterized. The record is from RefSeq and is a predicted model, not a curated record. Bases 1 to 2031 code for a protein of 676 amino acids. The transcript is spliced from 3 exons. NCBI's taxonomy places the organism in Eukaryota, Fungi, Basidiomycota, Agaricomycetes, Agaricales, Marasmiaceae.